Messenger RNA from Rotaria sordida, 474 nucleotides. NCBI's taxonomy places the organism in Eukaryota, Metazoa, Rotifera, Eurotatoria, Philodinida, Philodinidae. The record is from the annotation of a GenBank genome assembly.
AUGAGCUCCUACAGUAACGGUACAUCCAUAACAACUGACGAUCGUUUAAAACAAGCUUAUGAAAUCUUAACUAAACGAAAUCGUAAUCGUGCAUUAAAUCUUAAAGAUGUUGAAAUAGUUAUUCGUGCAGCUGGUUAUAGUCCAACAAAUAAUGAAUUAAAAAAAAUAAUUAAUACAAAAUUAGGUACAAUAUAUCCUCAUCAAUUAUUUGAUUUACAAACUAUUCAAGAUUUAUGUAUCGAUUUAAAAAAACGUUCUGAAAAAGAUAUUUAUGAUAGUUUACGUUGUUUUGAUUAUGAACAUAAUGGUUUUAUAUCAGCAAAAGAAUUAAAAUAUUUUUUAAGUACACAUGGAGAAAAAUUAAAUGAAGAAGAAAUUGAUGAAAUGUUACGAGAUAUGGAUAUUGAUGAACAAGGAAUGUUAUCAAUUGAACAAGCACUUUCAACACUUUUUGUUGGUGAUUAUACAGAAUAA